AUGUGGGUGUCAAGAGGUGGGCGGCGGCCCGUCAACAAUACACCCUCCGCCGCCAACAUGGAGGACCGGACAUACGCCGCCGACAUUUUCUUUGCGCAGAGCUGGAAGGACUGGAGGCUGAGGCUUCCAGAUAACAUGACCCACGAGUAUCGCCUCCUGCCUGUCGCCUGGCUCAAGGACAUAUGGCGGCCGGACUCCUUCUUCAAGAACGCCAAGGCGGUCACCUUCCAAGAAAUGACUAUCCCUAACCACUACAUCUGGCUCUACCAGGACAACACUAUCCUCUACAUGGUCAAACUGACACUGGUGCUCUCCUGUGCCAUGAACUUCCAGAUGUAUCCCCACGACACUCAGGAGUGUCACAUGAAGAUCGAGAGCCUGUCGCACACGACGGACGACCUCGUCUUCAUCUGGGACCCUGAGGUCCCAGUCGAGGUGGAGCGAAGCAUCGAACUCCCACAGCUGGACCUGGUGAAGAAGUACACUGGUGACUGCACCCAGGUCUACUCCACAGGUAACUUCACGUGUCUGGAGAUCGUGUUCACCUUCAAGCGUCGUCUGGGCUACUACCUCUUCCACACCUACAUCCCCACCUGCCUCAUCGUCAUCAUGUCCUGGAUCAGCUUCUGGAUCCGACCGGAGGCGGUGCCGGCCAGAGUGACGCUGGGUGUCACCUCUCUCCUCACGCUGUCAACCCAACACGCCAACUCCCAGAAGUCCCUCCCGCCCGUCUCCUACAUCAAGGCCAUCGACGUGUUCAUGUCGUCGUGCACAGUGUUCGUGUUCUUCUCCCUCAUGGAGUACGCCCUGGUCAACGUGGUCCUGGGUGACGUUCCUGAGGACCCCACCACCGCGCGCACCAUGCGGCCCCGGACCCUCCUCCAGGUCACCGGCCAGCAGGACUCUCCCAAGAAGCUGACGGAGUGUCUGGGCGGGGCGCGGCAGGACUUCGAAGAGUCCCCGAGCAGAAGCAAGAAAACAGAUGCCGGCCAGCCAAUCACCGCGACGCGCAGGUCGCCAGCCGUCCAGCGACGGGCCAAUGGGAGGAAGUCUAUCUGCCAGAGUGAGCUGGAGGCCAUCAGCACCAUCACGUCGCCUGCGGCACCCUCUCCCUCCAACGGCCUCUCACCGCUGGAGAUGCUGGCUCAGACCUCCUGCCCCGCCCACCUCUCUUCCUCCCCCCACGUCACCACCUCCCAGAUGGUCAACGGGCCCAUGUACAGCGGCAUGCAGCACGCGGGCAUGCAGCACCCUGGCAUACAACACGCGGGCAUACAAUAUCCGGGCAUGCAGCAUACAUUUGGUGUCCCUCCUCCCCCUCCACCGCCGCCUCUCGGCCCGGCCAAGGCUCCUAAGAACCAGCGAAGGAGGAGGGAGCGAGCUAUCCUGAUCGACCGUGUGUCUCGCAUUCUCUUCCCCACCUCCUUCACCGUUCUCAACAUCAUCUACUGGUGCGUCUUCUUCGUCGAGUGGUUCUAGUCAAGUGCCAGCGCCGACCUACUUCAGUGGUGGCCCUUGUGCAGUGCCAGGCUGCCGGAGUGGGCACCACUAGCACUCUGAUGACUCACCAAGUGCUUCAACUGAAGCACCAAGCAUCUACUCUAUGGGGGUAGUUCCAGCACAUUACAAGCCUAUCGCAUAGUACCCGUAGCCAACUCCAGCAGUAAGAGUCGAAAUUACCGCAAGAAAUAAUACUUACAUUUCGCCCAAAUAAUAAAAAAUUACGUAAUAAUGUAUCAAAGGUGCCAAUGUUGGUGUACAAGAGUAACUUUGCUGCUGGCCACUAGAUGGCCGUGUCGAUCACUACGAUUCCAGGGGCCAGAUU
Procambarus clarkii (red swamp crayfish) is the source of this 1825-nucleotide messenger RNA. NCBI's taxonomy places the organism in Eukaryota, Metazoa, Arthropoda, Malacostraca, Decapoda, Cambaridae. The record is from RefSeq and is a predicted model, not a curated record.